UUCACAAAUAAAUAACUUGUUCUUCAUGUUAAUUAUUCCGGUUAGCUUCACUCUCUUCACCAUGGCAUCACCCUCUCAACUUGAAAUCAUCGAUAACGCGAUGUUUUGCAAUACCAAAUUUGCAUUAGCGUAUCCUGAUCCCGACCAAAAAUGGUUGAUACGAAGACACUUAAUUUCUCUUCAUAGAGAAUUUUCGUCUUUAUGUCCCAUUGUCGACACAUAUAUCCACCACGAUGGAGGCGGGGUGAACCUACUAAAAGUUGAUGGCUACUUGUAUAUCUCUCACUCGUUACCUUUGGUUCGUAUAAACAUUUGGGUCCAUGAGCACUACCCUCAUAUGGCACCUAUGGUUCAUGUGAACACGGACCUAACCAACCCAAUUCGUCUAAACCACCCGUUUGUGGACCCUUCGGGCUUGACCACCUCAUCUUAUUUGCACACGUGGAGACCUUUUGAGUAUGAUCUAUUAGGCCUUGCACGCAAUCUAGUAAAUAUAUUUUCCUUAGACCAUCCUUUCUAUGUUGCGAGUGUUCCUCCUAACAUGUCACACCCCUCAUAUGUGUCUAAAAUAGAAGGUAUGGACCGGCUUUGGUGGAUGCUUCACUAUGACAUGAUCGCGUUGAGGGAGGACACAAACGAUGAAGUAGAACAACUUGCUGCUCUUCAAGGUGAGAUGAGGGCGCGUGUUGACAUAACCGACAACAUGAUCAUUGGACUGGACCAUGAAAAGACUGAACUAAAGCAACGAGUCAAGGAAAUGACUGAUGGGGCGGAUACCUUGGUCAACUGGUUAUCGGUAAACAAGGUAAACUUAAGUGUAGUCAUUGGAGGGAGAGUUGAAGACGCGUUUGAAUGUGUAGACGAGAUCUCAACAAUGAAGAUGGAGUGGCAAGCCGAGGAUGACGCCUUGGAAGAAUUGUUGUUUAAACUCGAUGAUGCGCUUGUAAAAGACGUUAUUAGCCAUGAAACUUACAUUAAACAAGUUCGGGUUUUGGCUAGAGAGCAAUUUUUCGCUAGAGCCAAACUCGAAAAGUUGAACCGUGAAGGGUCCUCAAUUUUUCAAGUUUUUUGAUUGAUCUCAUCAUUGUACAUCCACACAUAUCAGUUAUACAUAACACAUAAAUUGAAUGAAAUUUAUCUACAUGUUCAAUUUUA
Molecule: messenger RNA, 1155 nt
Organism: Helianthus annuus (common sunflower)
Lineage: Eukaryota; Viridiplantae; Streptophyta; Magnoliopsida; Asterales; Asteraceae
Product: protein ELC-like
Exons: 1
Coding region: 26-1072 (348 amino acids)
Biological process (GO): endosome to lysosome transport; protein modification process; protein transport
Cellular component (GO): ESCRT I complex
Molecular function (GO): ubiquitin binding
Source: RefSeq, a predicted model, not a curated record